Micropterus salmoides (largemouth bass) is the source of this 5020-nucleotide messenger RNA. RefSeq names its product sorting nexin 19a (gene snx19a). Gene Ontology annotation, cellular component: early endosome membrane; intracellular membrane-bounded organelle. Bases 139 to 2934 code for a protein of 931 amino acids. The transcript is spliced from 11 exons. The record is from RefSeq and is a predicted model, not a curated record. Lineage: Eukaryota; Metazoa; Chordata; Actinopteri; Centrarchiformes; Centrarchidae. Gene Ontology annotation, molecular function: phosphatidylinositol binding.
CAGGUAAAACUAAUCAGGGCAGGGUAAACUUUUACACAGGAGCAGGAAGUAAAAUAGGAAACAAAGCAUAAAUGACACAAUGACAAAACAACACAGACAACCAGAAAACAGGAAAUCAUCACACUCAAAACCAAAAGCAUGACAAUAAUAGGAUUUAUCAUUGUAUUUUUUCAACAGGACACAUUUCACCUGCUGAAUAUAAUGCAUUCCACGCAGAACUCUAAUCACUGGACUUUAUCAGAGUUACUUGGGCAGCGGAAGCUGUUAGGGCUCGGAGCUCUGCUUGCAUGGCUUGUCCUCUUCCAUCUCCUUGUGAACGUUUGGCUCCUCUGCGUCUUCACCAGUCUCUUGGUCGUUCUAGGUGGGUGGCUUGGGUCUCGUGCUGUACUGGAUGCAAACAGCCUUCUCCACCUGGAACACUUUUUGCCUCUUGGCAAAGUUAGUCCACCUCUGUAUUCACCUGAGCAUGAGUGGAGGCUGAACCACGAGAUCCACAGUGCUGUCCACAAAGCGGUGCGUGACUUUGUGUCCUCAUGGUAUCGGACUCUGCUGCCAGAGGUGGAGGGGGAGUUUGAACGUGCGGUGCGUAACUCAAUGCUGGAGUCAGUGAUGGAGCUGAAGGAGCGUGCACAGCGAGUGGACAGAAAAGCACUGGUUCAACGGCUGCUAGAGUUGUAUGGCUGUCACCUGCAGAGCUACAUGACGGCACGACAGAUACAGUCAACGCAAAAGGAAGACAUUAGUCUCUGGCAGCUCUACAGUGAAGUAGAUGCCCCUCACCCAGCUGUGAGCAGUGCAGCCGCUGAGCUCAGCUACUCAAGAGUUCUAGUUAACCUGGUCUUACAUGUGCUUGUUCCUUAUCCCCAGUUGGAAACCAGGACUGGAGGUUACAUGGUUACAGAACUCAUCACCUGCAAUGUGCUGCUGCCGCUUAUAAGCAGGGUAUCUGAUCCUGACUGGCUCAACCAGACAGUGGUAGACGUAAUCAACAGGUCCAGAGAACCACAGGAAAUCAAUGUGGAUGAGCUCCCGGCAGCUGCACUGUACAGAUGUCAGAUCCAGCAGGAGUCCUGGACAACUUGCAUGUCACUGUCUUCUUCUGAUCCAGCCAGCCUCACCAGCAAAAGCACCUCUGACCUUGACGAUCUACUGAGCAAGAGUGAGAGGGAUUCCUCACAGAGCAGCAUGGUUAGCCUGACGUCUGCCGGGAAACUAGAAAGUAGCCACUCAGGUUUGCUCACAUCAUGCAAAGUGAACUGCUGUUCCCUCACAUCUGGCCGUUCCUCCCACUCAUCAGAGUCCAAAAUGAUUUCUUUGGACUCCCUAAUUCAAUCAGACUCCGAAGAUGACCUGACAGGAGGCUUUUGUGACUGUGCUUCUCCAAAACAUUUGUGCAACGCGAUCACUUUAAAGGACGAUGAGGCCUUCGGCUGCUUCGGUCCUCUGAAAAAUCUUGGGCCGAAGGUGGUGGUCCCCGAGGAUGACCAGUGGCCAGCAGGUAUAGCCCAAGACAAAUCCCCAGCUUGUUCGCCAAGAAGACUUCGUCUAACCUCCUGCAAUUUUGGUACCCCCAACAUCCAGGCUGCGCCUGCAAACAUCCAGAAUGUGCAAAUUUCUGGUACAGUCACUGCGAAGGAGCAGCGUGGCACAGGCACACAUCCCUACACUCUCUACACUGUAAAGUUUGAGACAGUGACUGAAGCAGAAAAUGCCGGUACUCCGCAGCCUGCGUCCUGUCACACUGUCCACCGGAGAUACAGCGAGUUCCUCAACUUGCAAACACGUUUAGAGGAGAAGCCUGAAGUAAAGAAAGUGAUCAAGAAUGUCAAAGGCCCCAAAAAAUUGUUCCCUGACCUCCCAUUCGGCAAUGCGGACAGCGACAAGGUUGAAGCCCGUAAAAGCCAACUGGAUACGUUCCUUAAACAAUUAAGCAGCUUUCCUGAGACAUCCAACAGCGAGGACAUGCAGGAGUUCCUGGCUCUCAACUCAGAUGUUUGCACAUACUUUGGAAGAAAGCCUUUUGUCAAGUCAAGAAUUGAUAAGAUGAUGGAAAAUGCUUUAGACACCUUGAAGACAGCCUUCCCUCACCCUGAGCCCCUUAGCCCAGUGGAGGACCUUGAGGGAGAUGCAGAUGGAAGAACAAUGGACAACAAAAAGUACAGGAGGCUUAUGUUCCCAAGCAAAAUUUCCCCAUCUCUUCCCCACAUUCCUGACCUACAUCCUAAAGUGACAUACUGCUUUAGUGAAGGCAGCGCUGUCCUCAAUGGGAUGUCUCUGUCAGGCCUGGAGAGCUUUGUCACAGAGCAGGAAAGACUUUUAUGUGGGCCGAACAGGAAAGAGACAAGCAGGCAGAGCUGUGAGCAACCUGGCAAAGACAGGAAGACUUCAGGGAAAACUCACGGGACAGAUACAGCUGUUGCAGAUGUUGCUUUGAACAUCUUGUGUCUGCUGAUGAAGGACCAGUGGAGUUGGCUGUGCACUGAGAACAUACAGAAGACCAUCAGACUGCUCUUUGGCACCUUCAUUGAGAGAUGGUUGGAUGUAGGAGUUGCUCACCUUAUCAGUGCCCCCUGCUGGGUGAUUUACCUACAAGUGCUGCAGGAAGCUGUAUGGCCAGGUGGCACACUGCCUGCCCAACCAGGGCCAGAUCGUAGUGCUGCAGAAAGACAAGAAACCAAAGAGGAAUGUCUGGACUGUCUAGUGCAGCUGCUCCCAGAGUUCAUCACUGACAUGCUGGGAAGUGAGAAGUACAGACUGAGCUUGGAGACUAUGCUGGAAUCUUUACAGGACCAUCAGAUAAACAAGCACCUGAUCUACUGCAUCUGCGACCUGCUGCUGGAGUUUCUGAUUCCCGAGUCAUGUGAGGAGGCCUUCCAGAGCUCUCUGCUGCAGAGCCUGGCCAAAGACAGUGACAGGGACACUCCUCACACAUGAUCAGCACAUGAUAACACUCACAGUAAUGUUUUAGUAUGAGUGUAUGAGGUUUGUGACAUAUUCAUAAUAGGCCUGUACUGGAGUCACUGGUGUCCACGGGGUGAUGACACAGCAUGGCAGCAGUCAAUAUCUGAGUGGUCAGUGGUAAAAGGGAGAUUGUUGUUCGCCUUUGUGCGGUCACAUCAGAAUCGUGUGGCUUCACCUGGCUUCAGAAAUUUAUAAUGAACUCCCCUUCUUUGUGACUUACUGUGACAUGAAGAGGAGAAAUGUAUUUAUAUUUUUGAAACAUUUUAAACAAGAUGUUACUGUUUAGAUUAAAGCUUUAUCUGGUUCAGUUUAAAGCUUCUCUCAGAAGCACCUUGAGUGUUGUUACUUUUGAUUUAAUGUUUGAAUCGAAGGAAACUUUAUAUGAUGACAGCUCUAAAAGCUAAGCAAUUUCCUUGCUCAGAAUAUCUGACUGUGAAUAGACAUGUAAGGUCAUCCCUGAACUGCACAGUUACAGUAUGUUAACUUGUGUCGUGCAGUGAAACUCUAAAAUUGGAUUGUAAUAAUAAGAGUUUGUAUUGGCAUAAGUAGUUUUACCUGACCAUCUCUGUGAACUGUUUAUGAAUGAAGAAAUUAGUCUGACCUUAAUAGUAAUGGAAAGGAAGAAUAGAUUUGUGUGAAAAGAGUUUUAAGAUUUGCCUCAUAUACUUUCAGUGUUAGUCUUCCCAUGAUCUUUUGAUCCUGACCAGCCUUCUCAGAGAAUCUUUUUGAUGAGCCUAUAGUAGUGUUAAACACCCUACUGCACGACUAAUGAAACAAGUUUCCUUUUAAAUUUGACAUAAAUGAUAAAUUAACAAAUUCAGUAGCAUCUAUUAAGAGUUUACAUAUGGCAACAAUGCUUUUAAGAUUUUCUCUCGCAAAGUAUGAAGCCAGUUUUUCUUGUGACAGCAGUUGCUCAAACUUUGAGGGUAGUCAGAGUAAUCAGUAGCCUGAGAUUAUAGUCUGAAAUGGCUAAUACUGCUGGCAUUGUCAGAUGCUGUCAAUUUCAAAACAAUGGUUGUUAAGCAUUGUGCCACAACAAUGUCCAACUUGAGUGAACAUCACCUGGAUCAGAAAAAAGUAGAAAUUACCAUAUAAACUCUGCUACAUUACAUUUCAGAAAGAAAUCCAAUGUAAUUGCACUAAACCCUUAAGUGUCUUUAUGUGUGUCCUGCACUGAGAGCUGAUGAUGCAAGUGCGAUGCGAGUACAAACACUGAUCUUUGUUGGCCAGAGAGAGACAGGGAUUCUCCAAUAUUGAGAUGUGACCUUUUAUAAAAGAGAGUGUUAGACUAAAGUGUGGUAAUAUUUCUACUCUACUACCCCUUUAUAACAAACAAGCUCAAAGAGAUGUGAUAUAGUUAGAAUCAUUUCAAAGCGUUCAUAUUCUUAUCACUUAACUCUAGUUAAAGAGACAUCUGUAAUUACAUGUUUGAAUGCAAAACACUUUCAGUUUAUUGAUUUUCUGGUUGUGUUUCAAUUCCUGGAUGUAGGAUUUAAUAGGCGCAAUGGAGGACACAUACAAUAAAAUACAAUCUGUGUACAAUUCAAGACAAUGGUCCUGCAACAAAUACUAUCUUUGUGAAUCUUUAAGAUGGUACUUUGUAUAGGGGGUGGACACAACAGGAAUACCUGACAACAGUCCAAACAACAUCUAACAAUGUUGUUUUGUGAUGCUAACAAUGUUCACAUAAGAUGUCAGUGUUCAGAAGGACUUCAUAGAUUAGAUUUUAGGUACAUUAAGCACCACUUACUUCUUUUCUCAUGAUAUCAAAGACUGAUACUGGCGAACUCCCCCCUCCUGUGUCAUGCUUUGUGAAACCAGAGGAGACAAAACGCUGAGGCUGCAUUAAUGGUUGCCUCAUACCUCUCAAAGUCAAAGCAGCUGUAUUUUCACCACAAAUCUCUCAACAGGACUAACAUCUGUGAAACGUCACAGCUAAUAUCUGACUACAAUCUCAGUUUCAUUAACUACUGACUAUGGAUUAAUUAACUUAUUUCAGUUGUAUCUAGGAAAUGUUUAUAUAUUUAUUCAAUUAAAAAUGUCUGUGUAAUAUGUAAAA